UAUCGUAGUCGGAUUGUAUAUCCUGAUUAAAUCCAUUUGACAGCUCAGAGAUCUAACACAAUUAAGUCAGUCAAUCUCUAUAUAUACUACCCCCCCUACUCCUACAUGUCUCUGCAUAUCUUCCUAUUCUUCUCUUCUUCUUUCUAAUUCUCAGUUCUCUUCUCUCUCUCUCGAUACAUUUAUAGAUAGAUUAGAUAUAGUCUGUAAUUAUAUCCCUUCUCAUCUCCUACUUUUACUCAAGUAAAAAUGGCGGGCGGUGGGUGGUUUUGCCCCUGGUGCCGGGAACGGGAAAGAAUAUCCCGGCAACCUCACGCCGUAUGUUAUCGUCACUUGUGUCAUUGCGGCCAUGGGUGGUCUUAUUUUUGGUUACGACAUUGGAAUAUCAGGUGGUGUGACGUCUAUGGACUCGUUCUUGGAGAAGUUCUUCCCGUCGGUGUACAGGAAGCAGAAAGCGGACGAUUCCACAAACCAGUACUGUAAAUUUGACAGCGUCACACUUACUCUGUUCACGUCGUCCUUGUACUUGGCCGCGCUUUUGUCGUCGGUUGUGGCCUCGACAGUGACCAGAAAACUGGGAAGAAAACUGUCAAUGCUGCUCGGCGGCGUGCUGUUCUGCGCCGGGGCCCUGAUCAACGGAUUUGCCCAGGGUGUCUGGAUGUUGAUUGUCGGCCGUAUUUUACUGGGUUUCGGAAUUGGGUUCGCCAAUCAGUCAGUGCCACUCUACCUCUCUGAGAUGGCUCCUUACAAGUACAGAGGUGCCCUCAACAUAGGAUUUCAGCUGUCCAUCACAAUCGGCAUCCUGGCUGCCAAUGUAUUGAACUACGGCUUUGCAAAAAUUAAGGGCGGAUGGGGUUGGAGGUUGAGCUUGGGUGGCGCAAUGGUCCCUGCUCUUAUCAUCACUGUCGGCUCACUAGUCCUUCCCGAGACACCAAACUCCUUAAUCGAGCGUGGCCAGCAGGACGAUGCUCGGGCCAAGUUGAAGAGGAUCCGUGGCUUAUCCAACGUGGACGAAGAGUUCCAUGACUUGGUCGCGGCCAGUGAGGCGUCACAAAAAGUGGAGCAUCCCUGGAGGAACCUCCUACAGAGGAAGUAUAGGCCUCAUCUAACAAUGGCUAUUGCCAUUCCCUUCUUUCAGCAGCUGACAGGCAUCAAUGUCAUCAUGUUUUAUGCCCCCGUCUUGUUUAAAACAAUCGGGUUUGGAGCUGAUGCCUCACUGAUGUCUGCUGUGGUCACUGGUGGCGUGAAUGUUCUGGCGACUGCCGUUUCCAUAUACGGUGUGGAUAAGUGGGGUAGAAGGUUCCUCUUCCUUGAAGGUGGUAUCCAAAUGCUCAUUUGUCAGGUUGCAGUUGCAAUUUUCAUAGGGCUAAAAUUUGGAGUGGAUGGAAAUCCAGGCGAAUUACCAAAGUGGUAUGCAAUUGUGGUAGUCGCAUUUAUAUGUGUGUAUGUAGCUGGAUUUGCUUGGUCAUGGGGACCUCUCGGCUGGUUGGUGCCAAGUGAAAUCUUCCCACUCGAAAUCCGGUCUGCUGCACAGAGUCUCAACGUUUCCGUGAACAUGAUCUUCACUUUCAUCAUAGCUCAGGUCUUCCUGACUAUGCUCUGCCACCUGAAGUUUGGACUGUUCUUGUUCUUCGCCUUCUUUGUGGUGGUCAUGACUAUCUUCAUAUACUUUUUCCUGCCGGAGACGAAGAACAUUCCGAUUGAAGAGAUGGUGGUUGUGUGGAAGGAGCACUGGUUCUGGUCCAGGUUUAUGACUGAAGUUGAUUACCCUAACGGAUCGUUGGAAAUGAACAAGGGCGGAGAUAAGAGCCUCAAAGUAUGAUACAUAAAAAGCGGAUUGCAUUGUUUGCUGGAUAGGAUAUUAGGAACCAGCUUUAAGCUGUAUUUAGCUUACUCUGUUACAAAUAUUUCAAGUGCUUCAAAGUAAUUGUUGAUCACUCUAUUGCUGAAAUUUCCUUAUCCCAUGUUUCAACAAUUCUUACAGCAGUAAAUAUUAUUGAUAUUGUACCAAAAACA
Messenger RNA from Sesamum indicum (sesame), 2013 nucleotides. Its product is annotated as sugar carrier protein C. The record is from RefSeq and is a predicted model, not a curated record. Gene Ontology annotation, biological process: monosaccharide transmembrane transport. NCBI's taxonomy places the organism in Eukaryota, Viridiplantae, Streptophyta, Magnoliopsida, Lamiales, Pedaliaceae. Gene Ontology annotation, cellular component: membrane. Gene Ontology annotation, molecular function: monosaccharide transmembrane transporter activity.